Triticum turgidum subsp. durum (durum wheat) is the source of this 1785-nucleotide messenger RNA. The record is from the annotation of a GenBank genome assembly. Lineage: Eukaryota; Viridiplantae; Streptophyta; Magnoliopsida; Poales; Poaceae.
AUGCAUGCUAUGCAGGGAGCCGGCUCCUCUGACAUGCAGGGGCCUAGUGCUUCCUUUAUGCAAAGCAAGAUCCCUAUAAAUACCCUCAAGCCUUCUUCUUAUCGACACCAACAAGCAGUUCUCUCUUGCACACACAUCAAUCGAUCACAAGUUCACCACACACACAGCCAGAGCUCCAUCCAUCACCUCGAGUCGUCAAGGGCCAUGGCACAAGGGCAAGCAGCACGGGCCACGAGGGAGGCCGUGCCCACGGUGUCCCGUGUGGCCAUCAUCGGCAGCGGGAUGAGCGGGCUCGCGGCCGCCAAACAGUUGGCGGCCUACGACCCCGUGGUGUUCGAGGCGACGCCGUCCGUGGGCGGGGUGUGGAAGCACUGCGUGUACCGCACCACGCGGCUCCAGACGCCACGCGCGAACUACGAGUUUUCCGACUACUCAUGGCGCAACCGAGACGACCCCGCGUUCCCGACCCACACCGAGGUCGUCGACUACCUCGAGGACUACGCCGACGAGUUCGAUCUCUGGCGCUACAUCUCGUUCGGGUCCAAGGUGGUGGACAUCAAGUUCCUCGGCGGCGUCGAGGCCGGGUUCACCGAGCAGUGGAGCGGCACCAGCAAGGCUCCGCUCCGGGGCAAGCCCACGUGGGAGGUCGGCGUCGCCACCGGCGGCUCCGACACUGUUCAGUAUUACAAGUUCGAGUUCGUGGUGAUGUGCACGGGGAAGUACGGCGACGUGCCGCGGAUGCCGGUGUUCCCGCCGGGGAAGGGGCCGGAGGUGUUCAAGGGGACGGUGAUGCACUCGCUGGACUACUGCAAGCUGAGCGAGGAGGAGACCGUUGAGCUGAUGCGAGGCAAGAAGGUUGUGGCGGUUGGGUACAAGAAGAGCGCUAUCGAUCUAGCCAACGAAUGUGCUCAGGCAAACCAAGGCGAGGACGGGCAGGCGUGCACGAUGCUGGUGCGGACCCUGCAUUGGAUGGUGCCGUCAUACUCCAUCUGGGGCUUGCCAUUCUUCCUGUUUUACUCGACACGUUUCUCUCAGUUCUUCUACGAGCGGCCCAACCAGGGCUUCUUCAGAUCCCUCCUGUGCCGCCUCACGAGCCCACUGAGGGCAGGUGUGUCGAAGUUCAUCGAGUCGUACCUGUCGUGGAAGCUGCCGCUGGCCAAGUAUGGUCUAACGCCGGACCACCGCUUCGUCGAGGACUAUGCCAGCUGCCAACUGGCCUUCCUCCCGGAGGGCUUCUUCGACAUGGCGGACCGCGGCCUGCUGCGCUUCAAGAGGGCCCCCGACGGCUGGUGGCUCUCGGAGAACGGCGUCGUCCUCAAGGACGGCACGGAGGUGGAGGCCGACCUCGUCUUCCUCGCGACCGGCUUCGAGGGCACGGACAAGCUCCGCGAGGUCCUCCCCAAGCCCUUCCGCGGCGUCCUCGUCAACAAGUCCUCCAUGAUACCGCUCUACCACGGCACGAUCCACCCGCUGAUCCCGAACAUGGCGUUCGUGGGGUUCGUGGAGAGCGCGUCGAACCUGCGCACAUCCGAGCUGCGAUGCCGAUGGCUAGCGGGGCUGCUGGAGGGGCGGUUCGAGCUGCCGACGGUGAAGGCCAUGAUGGGGCACGUCGCCAGCGAGGCCGACGCCAUGCGUCGCACCACGCGGUUCUAUCGCCGCCACUGCAUCUCCACCUACAGCAUCCACGACAAGGACGGCAUGAGCGCCGACCUAAGCUCGGCCACGCUCCGCAAGGCCAACUGGAUCGCCGAGCUCUUGGCGCCAAACAACAAGCAGGACUACUAG